Molecule: messenger RNA, 1059 nt
Organism: Bathycoccus prasinos
Lineage: Eukaryota; Viridiplantae; Chlorophyta; Mamiellophyceae; Mamiellales; Bathycoccaceae
Exons: 1
Coding region: 1-1059 (352 amino acids)
Source: RefSeq, a predicted model, not a curated record
AUGUCUUUUCGCUCGAGUUGGUGUUCCUUCUGCUUUUCGACGCCUCCUCCUGUUCUUCUUCUUCGUCCGAAAAGUCAAAGAUCUUCUUCGAAUCGUUCUUCUUUGAGAGGUGGUGGUCGUUCUUUUCUUUCGUCCGCUGCUUCUUCGUCUGGAAACGCGCAAAACAAUUCGGGCGACGAUGAUGCCGACGGAGAUGAUUUUGAGGAUGAUUCCGUGAAAAGAAGAAGUGAAACAAACGAGAAAAAAGGAAACGCUUUUAUUAAAGAAGAGACAGAGGAGACGAACGAAGUUCUAAACUCGUUCGAGGAGAGACUGGAACUGGCGAUUGAAGAAGCGCGAGAGAUUUUGACCGAAGCGACGAAGCGAGCGCGAGACGAGACGAGACGAGAGUUGUUGGAAACAUUCAGCGAAACUUUUUAUACCACCACUACUACUACUACUACUACCAAAGCGACGAAAACAGAGAAGUUUUUUAAGGGAAGAAAAGAGAACGAUGAAAACAAAAUCACCGACGAGAACCGCGCUUUGAACAUCGCUCGAACGCAAUCGUUCUUAGAAAUCAAAUUCAAAAUGCGAGACUUUGAAGCCGCGCGGGUGGCGAAGAAUUUGGCGCUGUCGAAAUCGGUGUACGAAGACUGCGACGAUUUGAUGGUUCAAGUGGACAGAUUGGAGAAAGCGUUGCCGGAUGUAAACGUGGGGAAGUUGUUACAGAACGACGCGUCGAUCGUGUCUUCCGUGAAUGUCGCCAAAGCGGUGCAGAAUAUGAUGACUUUGUACGAGCUUGGAUUCAAACGCGAACGCGUGCCGUUGAUGCUGGAGGAGUGUCCGAGACUUUUAUUGGACGAGACGGACUUGUCCGCGAGAGACAGGAUACGACUCGUCACGGAGAGAAUCCAAUCGAUUUUCCCGGAUGAAACCGACGAGGGGUGUUUAUACGCCAUCGGCGAAGAGCCGAACUUGUUGUGGGCGCUGGCAGAUUUAGAGAUUUUCAAUCGAGAGGCGAGAGUGGAUAUCGCCGAGUUGCCCAUGAGCGUCCAAGGUAAGUCGCUUAUAUUAUAA